Colletotrichum costaricense is the source of this 411-nucleotide messenger RNA. RefSeq lists its product as uncharacterized. The transcript has 2 exons. Gene Ontology annotation, molecular function: deaminase activity. Bases 1 to 411 code for a protein of 136 amino acids. Gene Ontology annotation, cellular component: mitochondrion; cytosol. The record is from RefSeq and is a predicted model, not a curated record. NCBI's taxonomy places the organism in Eukaryota, Fungi, Ascomycota, Sordariomycetes, Glomerellales, Glomerellaceae.
AUGUCUCAUCUUACCUAUACCUCUUACGAAGGCUACGGCGAAAGAGUCAAGAAAAGCCUCUGGUAUAGUCAAGCUGUCCGCAUCGGUGACAUCAUUGAAUGCUCGGGGCAAGGUGGCUGGGACCGCGACACCGAUAAGAUCGACCCCAACAUUGUUACACAGAUCGAAAAAGCGUUCGAUAAUGUCGACAGGACUCUUAAACUAGCCGGAAGCCGCGGCUGGGAAGACGUCUUUUUCCUGCGAUCCCACCACCUCCCCUGCAACCAAGAGGCUCUGGAUACUAUGGUUCGCUGUUUGAAAAAAUACUGCCCUAACCACCAACCCGCUUGGACCUGUCUCGGAGUUCCUCGUCUGGCUUUUGACGAUAUGCGAGUCGAGAUCGAGGUCCGCGCUCACGUUCAGAGAGAGUGA